AUGAGUGACGAUAUUGAAUUUCUUUACAACACACACCAAAACGACGAUGAUUUUGAUCAAACAUUUUAUUCGCGGUUGGAAGCAAUUUUUGCCCAUGAUAUAAAUGAAUAUCAUAAGAGGAUCGGAGAAGAUUUGGAGCCAAUAUUUAUGUCUGGUGAUGAAGGUGAUGAACAAUACAUCCCAUGUGAAGAUGAAGCAUCCGAUAUUGAAAAUGAUCUCUUAGUCGAACCAAACGAAAUGAUUGACAGCGAUGAUGAUGUUGAUGACGAUUUUACCGAGGAAAUUCAGCUGGAAACAGUAAGUGAAAGCUUUUUUUAUGGGAAAGACGGUACAAAAUGGCAUAAAAGUGAACCAAACUCAGCUAUCAGCCGUAUUCGACAACACAAUGUUAUGCGUUUUCGUUCAGGGCCGAAGGAAGAAAAUUCCAUUCCAAUUGAAGUGUUCAAAAAAUUUUUUACGCCAAACAUUGUGUUUAUCAUUAUCUCACAAACAAAUCGAUACGGAAAAGAUGCCGUUAAAAAAUGGAAUGAGGAAAAUACUAAUAAAAAGCCAAGAAUUUGGGUCGAUAUAACUGAAAUAGAGUUAGACGCGUUUAUUGGAAUCCUUUUGGCGGCUGGUUACACGCAUAAUAACAUGCAAAAGGCAAGCACUCUUUGGGAAACAGGAUGCCUUCCAAUAUUCCGAGCUGCAAUGUCAUUCAAUCGAUUUGCUUUAUUGGCACGAUAUAUUCGUUUCGAUGAUGGCCGUACACGCGCAUUUCGUCAACAAACCGACAAAGCCGCUCCUAUUCGCGAUAUUUGGAAUAUUUUCAACGAAAACCUCGCCAAAAACUACAGCCCGCACGAAAAUAUUACAAUUGAUGAACAGCUGUUUGCUUUUCGCGGCAAAACUAAAUUUACGCAAUAUAUACCAUCCAAACCAGCAAAAUAUGGCAUCAAAAUUUGGUGGGCUUGCGAUUCGAAAACACAUUAUCCAUUGCAAGGAAAAUUGUACACAGGACGAGAAGAAGGAGCACCACGGGAAAUAAAUCAAGGCGAAAAUGUUUUGCUACAGCUUGCAAAUAAAUACAGUAAUAGCGGUCGUACCAUUGUUGCUGAUAAUUUUUUUACCACAUUGGAUGCAUGCAAACGUUUGGCUACGAUUGGGCUCGGAUUUCUAUGUGCCGAAAAAGAAUAA
Messenger RNA from Contarinia nasturtii (swede midge), 1176 nucleotides. Its product is annotated as piggyBac transposable element-derived protein 4-like. The coding region runs from base 1 to 1176 and encodes 391 amino acids. NCBI's taxonomy places the organism in Eukaryota, Metazoa, Arthropoda, Insecta, Diptera, Cecidomyiidae. The transcript has 2 exons. The record is from RefSeq and is a predicted model, not a curated record.